This is a messenger RNA of Neurospora tetrasperma FGSC 2508, 1953 nucleotides long. RefSeq lists its product as uncharacterized. The transcript is spliced from 2 exons. Gene Ontology annotation, biological process: NAD+ biosynthetic process. NCBI's taxonomy places the organism in Eukaryota, Fungi, Ascomycota, Sordariomycetes, Sordariales, Sordariaceae. The record is from RefSeq and is a predicted model, not a curated record. Gene Ontology annotation, molecular function: nicotinate phosphoribosyltransferase activity. The coding region runs from base 106 to 1539 and encodes 477 amino acids.
CAUUUGGGUGGAAGAAGGUUAUCGUAUAUCCCAUUCAAAAACGACAUUACGACGGACUCAUCCGAUCCUACACGCUCAUCCCUUCCAGAGCUCUACCGCACAGCCAUGGACUUCAACAGCUCUUUGCCUCACCCAGCGGGUGUCAUCUCGUUCCUCGACACCGAUCUGUACAAGUUGACGAUGCAAUGCGCCGUUCUCAAAUACUUCAAAGACGUCCCCGUCACCUACUCGUUCACAAACCGCACUCCCGAGAAGAAGUUGUCGCGCGAAGCCUUCGUCUGGCUCGAAGAACAGGUUAUGAAGCUCGGGAAUAUCAGCCUAUCCCCCGAGGAGCUCCAGUUCCUCAAGACUCACUGCCCUUACCUAACCGAAGAGUAUCUUGAUUACCUUUCCGAGUUCCGCCUUCGGCCGCGCGAGCAGGUCGCCGUUUCCUUCCGCCCUGAUGGUGACUCGGAUCUCGGUGAUAUCCACUAUGAUAUCAAGGGCAAUUGGGCCGAGACUAUUCUCUACGAAAUUCCGCUUCUCGCACUCACUUCGGAAGCCUACUUCAAGUUCAUGGACACGGACUGGGAUUAUGAUGGCCAGGAAGAAAAGGCCUUUGAGAAAGGCAUGCGCCUGCUCGAGGCUGGUUGCGUGUUCUCCGAAUUCGGAACCCGCCGGCGCCGCGACUACCACACGCAAGCUUUGGUGUUUAGGGGUCUCACCAAGGCGGCCAAGGAAGCCGAGAAGAGAGGCCUGACCGGUAAGCUCUCCGGCACUAGCAACGUUCACCUUGCCAUGCGCUUCAACAUCCCACCCGUUGGCACCGUUGCGCACGAGUGGUUUAUGGGUAACGCCGCCAUCCUUGGAGAUUACAAGUCCGCUACAGAGGAAGCCCUUUCCCGCUGGGUUGGAUGCUACGGACCUGGCGUCCUCGGCAUUGCGCUCACAGAUACCUUUGGAACCCCUGAAUUCCUCAGGGCGUUCAGCAAGCCAAUGUCGGCAUCUGGAGAGCUCGUACCGCAGCCGCGGGAUCGCAAGAUCAGCACGGCCGAUGCCUUUAUCUCGGCAGCGAAAGAUGUCAUCAAGGACCUCCAUCCCGACAAGACCUAUGCCCAAGUUUUCACGGGUGUCCGCCAGGAUUCGGGAGACCCCAAGGAGUUUGUCAAGCUCAUGCGCAAGUUCUAUGAUGAACAGGGCAUCAAGGACAAAAAGGUUAUUGUCUUUUCCGACUCGCUGGAUAUUGACAGGUGCUUGGAGUACAAGGAGGUUGCUGAAGCGGCCGGCUUCCAGCCAACUUUUGGUGUCGGUACCUACUUUACCAAUGACUUUGUCCACAAGGCUACUGGCAAGAAAUCCACGCCUCUGAAUAUUGUCAUCAAGCUGAGCUCGGCUGCCGGAAAUCCAGCAAUUAAGAUCAGUGACAACGUAGGAAAGAACACAGGCGAUAAGGCGACGGUCGAGAAGGUCAAACGAGAGCUCGGAUACGUCGAAAAGGAUUGGAGCGAGGGUGAUGAGUCGGCAAGAUGGGGUCACGAUGGUGAUGCUGCCACGGCAUGAGUCUUGAGUUUUGGUCUUCAGGUUUUGGGAGGUUAUACAUGCAUGCGACUGCUUUUCUGCUCAUUCUCCUGGCGGCUUCGACGGCAAAUAUCUUACCGGGCCACACAAUGCAUUGGAUGCGGCUACCCUUGGGUAUAAGCUCAAGAUUAUGAGUCCAAGUCCUAGUGGUGAUGGUCCACGGAUGUUCAGUUGACUUUGCGACCAACCCAGCUCAAAGGCUAGGUUGUGGAGAAACCAGCGAGCUGAUUCUGUUUCUGAUGGACGACAAAAGACUUGCCAGGGAAAACACUUCCAAACUCUGGGGCAGUCUCGUUCACCCCGGGUUGUUGGUUAUCAUAUCAAAUCCGGGAGAUUGACAAUGAUCAUUAGAAACCCACGCGAGGCACCCUGGGGGUCGAUAUCGGGUUCUAUUCU